CUGGAAGCUGAAGCGAGGCAGGAGUUGAUGGGCCGAGUCGCACCUGGAGUGGGGUUAGCUGGCCGUGGGGCACUGGUGAACACCAUCAUCAAUCACCCUGGUCAGGCCUUAUUUUCCGAACUGCUCAGUGCCCAGUGAGCGGGGCCAUAGCUCAGUCCUUCCUAUCAUAUGUGGUGUCCUGCGUGUCCAGCCCGGGUAACACAGGAUCCAGGGAUUUACAGUGGAUCUAUGUGUGUACAUUUCUUUAACCCCUUCUUGCUGAAUAUUUCAAGGGAUGGAAUAGUAAUCGUGCAGGAGUAAUCCCAAAGAUUACUCUUUAUGGGGGGGAAUCCAUAUUAUAAAUUGUCAUUUAACUUGUGCCUUUGUUACUUCAGGCAUUAAACACGUUUCAGCCCACAGUGUACAGGUCUCAGGCCACGGGGUUUAUGCUGCUGCCACACUGCAUUUGUGCUGGAAUCUGGUUACUUCCCUUGGAUGUUGAUCUGUUUGUCCUCCCAAAGUAAUUUCUGUGCAUUCCUACAGGGAAUCUCUCAUAUGCUGUGAGCUUUGAUCCCUCAUCAGCUCAGUAAUUCCAUGUCCUAUCCUUAACCAGGUAGGUAAGUCUUAUUUUUGAAGAUUCGCGUGUUGUUUCAUAUUGGUCAUCUACAGAGACAACGAUGGACAUUUCGCCAAAGAAAACAUGAAAGACAUUGAAACAAAUGCAUAUAUACCGGAACCAUAUUUUGGCCUUAGUAAUUCUCCUUCUAAAUUCUGCAAAGUAGUGCUUCGUGGUACAAGACUCUGCUCUUAAAAAAAAAAAAAAAUAGAAAGAGAUGUGGGUAAUACACAAUGAAAACCGCACUAAAGAGCAAGAUCAGCCUCCAAACCAAAACUGUAGUUGUUAGAGCUUUGCCAAUGGGAAUCAGAAUUGAACAUCUGUGUACAUGCAUGGAAGUAAGUGCAAGAUCAGCACCUUAAGUAGAUGCUACAGGAGAUCACAGCAGGGUAGGAAAGUCAGAUUUUAAGAAAAGGGAUGUUGCCCAGUUUCACACUUUUAACAGCUAUGACAGACUUCUCAAAUAAGGGAGAUAAAAUUUUAAGUCUUACUCUUGAUAGACUGAUUAUAAAAUCUAUAGGGGAGGUUAAAUUAAACAGAGACUUUAAUUUCAUGGGUUAGGGAAUUAGGAGAGUGAAAUAAUUCACCAAGGAAAUGAAAACACUAGAGCAUUCUUCAGAAAUUUACUCUAGAAACAAAGUAUGUGUCAGUCAUUGGAAAGAGCUUUGAACUGAAUUUUUAAAAUCCUUCAAGAACUGCCUAGCUACAAAAAGAGACUAUUUUAAUUUUGUGUGGCUUUGUUAGUAUGUACCCUUAUUAUUACUGUUAUAGCAUGGCCAGUGCUACCAUCAUUUCUUCAUAGUUUAUUCCCACAGCUGGAUAAAGUGUGCAAAGAUCUUGGAAGAUGGAUCCUGAAAUACAGAAAAUGAGGGAAGUUAUCCUUGUCUACCUUGACAGGAGUGGUGGCCUUCAGAAAUUCGUGCAUGAUUGCAAAAAAUAUAAUGACUCAAAACAAAGUUAUGCUGUUUAUCGUUUCAUUAUUUCAAUCAAUCCUUCUGACAUUGCUGAAUUGGAUGCAACUCUUGGAAACUAUAUUCUUCAUAAUCCCUUACAAGCUGCACAGAUUUUUCAGUCAGUAUGCUUUGUAGCUAUUAAGACACUAUCAUUAAUUGAACAGUUGCAGACAGAAGCCCAGAUCAGUAUAUUGCUGAAACCAACACAUUUGCCACCUUUACCGAGUUAUGUUCUGAGUCUUUCUGCAUAUCCCUUUAAUUACACAUCUCAAAGAUUUUAUAUGUCUGAAGGGAUAGUGAUUGCAAUGGGAACUGUAACAAAAUACACACAAGGAGCAAGAUUUCUUUGUACUGAGGAAACCUGUCCAUUCUCUGAAGGGUUUAGGUGCAUCAGAGUGCAUUGCCCUGGAGCUACAGAGUCUGCUACAGUGAGGACUGAUUUUGUUUGUAGCUUGUGUUCCUCACCACUGCAGGAAGACAUGAAAUUUAGAGUACUUGGUGAUAAACAAAUAGUUGAAAUGAUUGAUGCUAAAAUUCUGAAUGCUUUGAAAGGAUAUUCCAUUGAUAAAUCACAUUUUAGGAUUCAGGCAUUUACAUUGUUCUUGAGAGAUGAACUGGCCAAUAAAAUGACAAUAGGAAACCACUACAGGAUUAUAGGAAUUCCAGCUUGUGUACAAAAUGGCCUACAAAUGACUGCAUGUAUAGAAGUCAAUAGUGUGCAGCUCUAUAAACCAAAUGGUCCUUCUUUUGUCAGUGAGAAUUUUAAGUAUGUGCUCUCACUGACUUCAAGUUCAUGCUGGAGGUUUACUGCUGUCCUGGCCAACAUCUUUGCUUCUCAAGUUGUUCCACCAGGCACUUACAAUACUCUUAAACUUGCAAUAUUGCUGAGUCUAGUACAGACAUGUGAAAAAGAAAAUUCAGAUUAUCUGGAUCUCUUGAUUAUGACAAGUGACCCACUAGUAAUUGACAGGCUUCUGAAUUACAGCUUAUGUCUUCUGCCCCGUGGCAUACGACACCCACCUUCCAGUGACAUUUUCCCUUCUGUGUCCAAAGAUAAACACGGAACUGGAAGUGCCAGCAUUCAAGCCUGCAGCGCUGUGCUGGCCAAGGGUGGCAUCUGUUACAUAGGAGACUUGAGUUCAUAUAAAAAGGAUAAACUUGAACUUCUCCAGUCUGUGCUAGAGAGCAGAACAACAACAGUGUUUAUUCCUGGGAAGAAGUAUGGAGAAGAGGCUGACCAACAAGUCACUGUUUCAGUUCAGACCAACUUUUGGUCCUUUGUAGAUGUGGACUCUUCCUCAAAGAAACAUAUACAAAAGGAGAACUUUCUAAUAGGACAGAUGGAUGUGAGUUUGAUUCCAGUUAACCUUGUAGAUGGUUUUGGGCUUUUGAUCUACAAUGAGUUUCCUUCCUGUCGCCUGUCUUCUCCUGUUGUACAUCACACCUUGAAAAAAGCCAUUCAUCCUGAAGCCAUGCUGUACAAAGUUUCACAGCAGUUCAGAACACAGGAUUAUGAGGAGUUUAUUUUGUUUGCUAGGAAUCUUCAUGUUGAACUGAGCUCAGAAGCAGAAAGUCUCAUUCAGGGCUAUUAUCUUGCAAGUCGUAGGGUGAGAAGAGAUUCCAUUCAUGGAUCAACAUUAUCAGCCUCUGCUCUAAAAAUUCUGAUUUCACUGGCUAAGGCUCAUGCCAAGCUCAGUUUAAGGCAGAGAGUACUUGAGGAAGAUGCAGUGAUUGCUGUCUUGUUGCUCGAGUCAUCGCUGACCCUGAAACAUGGCACAUCUCCACUGUGUGUGGCACCAAAUCCUGUAUUUCCAUUUGAGCUCAGUGAUGAAAACUCCCUGCAACAGAGAGAUAUUUACCUCAUGCAGUGCCACCAUCAACUGCUGAAGUUUAUUUCUGCCUAUAGCCCAGGAAUUCACAUUAACACUAAUGAAGAGUAAAAACUCUAAGUAAAGCCUGAGG
This is a messenger RNA of Melospiza melodia melodia, 3510 nucleotides long. RefSeq names its product minichromosome maintenance domain containing 2 (gene MCMDC2). The transcript is spliced from 14 exons. Lineage: Eukaryota; Metazoa; Chordata; Aves; Passeriformes; Passerellidae. Gene Ontology annotation, molecular function: single-stranded DNA helicase activity; DNA binding; ATP binding. Gene Ontology annotation, biological process: double-strand break repair via break-induced replication. Bases 1440 to 3488 code for a protein of 682 amino acids. The record is from RefSeq and is a predicted model, not a curated record.